AUGUUGUUCCCUUGCUACCUAUAAAUCCCCCUUUAUUCCUCCAUCUUGCCACUUAAUUACGUAAUAUAAUUAUAUAGUACACCUCUAGCUAGCUAAUUGUAUAAUUUUAAAGAAGUCUGAUCUGGUGGCAUGAGCUCUUAGCUAGCUGGCUUCAAUUCAUAAUGAAUGUCUGGAAGAAGAUUACCUGCCUAUUCCUGGUUUUUGUGACAUCCAUGCUUGUUUCACUCUUUGUUAUUAAGGCCAUUUAUGAUGCUUGGGAUAAAGUGAAUGAAGAAGGCGCCAUUCAAGAAGUUGGAAAAGUAAAACUCAUCAUUCCCAAUGGAAGUUUCAUUCCCACUCUUUCUAGGAAGUUGUUACUCCUACAUGAUUACAAUGGUACCAAAAACACUGGCUUGGGUAAAAGGUUUGGAUCAAACUCCACUUCGGGUCCGGGUUGGGGUUUAGGGUCAAAGUCAACGAAUAGAAUGGAUGAGGGAGCAUGCGGCUGCUCGGACGAUGAUAUAGAAGUUGACCAGCGUCAAACUGCGCCAAUGCCCAAUGGCAUUCCAACCUACACGGUGGUGAUAGAGAACCUCUGUGACGACGAAAGCUGCAGCAUUUCGAACAUCCACCUCCACUGCGGGUGGUUCAGCUCCGCCCGGCUGAUCGACCCGUCCGUCUUCCGCCGUGUCGGAUAUGAUGACUGCCUCCUCAACGACGGCGCGCCUCUCCCCUCCGGAGGUUGGAUCUCUUUCAUGUAUGCUAAUACUUACCCCUACCCGCUCGAGGUGGCAUCUGCGUCCAUUUAGAGUAGAAUGGUGGACUUUCUACCCCUCCUGGCUAAGUUAACCAUCUUUAAUUCCUUGGUGAAUAUGUAUGUUAUUGACUUAUUGACCAUAUGUACAAUGCAUAACUUACAAGUAG
This is a messenger RNA of Cuscuta europaea, 903 nucleotides long. The record is from the annotation of a GenBank genome assembly. NCBI's taxonomy places the organism in Eukaryota, Viridiplantae, Streptophyta, Magnoliopsida, Solanales, Convolvulaceae.